Molecule: messenger RNA, 2648 nt
Organism: Procambarus clarkii (red swamp crayfish)
Lineage: Eukaryota; Metazoa; Arthropoda; Malacostraca; Decapoda; Cambaridae
Product: venom phosphodiesterase
Cellular component (GO): striated muscle dense body; sarcoplasmic reticulum; I band
Molecular function (GO): metal ion binding; nucleic acid binding; hydrolase activity
Source: RefSeq, a predicted model, not a curated record
AGGCGCGGGCCGUCACAGGUGGUCAGUGCGCUCGCGGCCUUCAGCAGCGCACCUGUGUCGUGCGGUGUCGUGUGGUGUCCAUCCGCGCUGCUCUCACGCCUGCACCCAAUACUCACAGGGAUGAACAGGCGGCAGCUGGCAGUAUUGGGCGCGUGCUGUAUGGUGCUGCUGGUGGUGGUGGCGGCGGUGCUGGGAGUGACGCUGAGCGCCGGAAAUGACGGGCUCCUGCCAGAGCGACUGGAGGCGGCGCGCUGCCCGAGGGACUACGGCCGCCGUCCAGUGUUGCUGGUCUCCCUUGAUGGCUUCCGAGCAGACUACCUCAAGAGGGGGCUCACCCCCACCAUUGAGAAGCUGGCCCAGAAGGGGGUCCACGCCCCCUACAUGUUUUCCUCGUACCCCACCGUCACGUUUCCUAAUCACUAUACUAUAGUCACGGGGCUCUACCCGGAGAGCCACGGCAUCAUCGGCAAUUAUUUCUACGACCCGGUCCUCCAGGGAUUGUUUACCCUCAACAGCCCAACCAUGUCCAAUGCGUCGUGGUGGGGCGGCGAGCCCAUCUGGAACACACUCACCCUCCAGGGAAAGAAGAGCGCCACCUUCUUCUGGCCGGGGUCAGACGCGGACGUUCAAGGAAGGCAUCCUACCUACUGGCUCAACUAUAAUCACUCCAUCCCCUACCAGCAGCGGGUCCUCAAGGUGCUGGAGUGGCUGAACUUGCCUGCUGGGGAGAGACCUGACUGGGUCUCCCUCUACUUCGACGAGCCCGACUACCAGGGCCACGCCACGGGACCCGACUCUCCUGAGGUAGACAAGCAGCUGGUGAGGAUGGAGAAGCAGGUGUCCAGCCUGGUGGAAGGCCUGGCCAAGGGAGGCCUCCUGCACUGUGUCAACAUUCUCCUGGUGGCCGACCACGGCAUGGCCCAGGCGGGGCCCCACAAUGUCAUCAGCCUCGACCAAUUUGUUCCAGAGAUCAGGGACCUCGCUGACGUCUUCUUCGGCGCCACCAGCAGGAUCAGGCUCAAGAACGACAGCCAAGAAGCGACGCUUGACCUACUGCGUCGCCUCUCGUGCCAGCUGGAGGGGAUGAGGGUGUUCCGUCCCGAGGACCUGCCCAAGCGACUCCACUACAGCAACAACAGACGCCUCGGCGACAUUGUGCUCGACCUCGACCCCGGAUACUUCGUCAAAGACCUCCGACCCAACAUCAAGUCGCGGCCACCCCUGCAGGGUCUACACGGCUACGACUACUACUUCCCCGAGAUGAACGCGUUGUUCGUGGGCUACGGGCCUGACCUCCAGCAGGGGAUGGAAGUGGAACCCUUCCAGAACAUCGAACUCUACAACCUCAUGUGUGCUCUCACCUCUGUUACACCCGCCCCCAACAAUGGCACCUGGGGAGCCCUACACCACCUGUUGGUCGACCCCCCAUCCAUCCCAGCACCUAGCCAGGCUGUCAAACCCCCGACUCUUCCUUACAUCAAGAACGGUGACAGUUCACACGAGUCCACCACUACUGGCUGCGAGGGUGACCUCCCCGGCUCUCAGGCGUGGAGGACGCUGCUGGAGCUGACAGAGGCGCAGCAGCUGCAGUAUGAGAAGAGCCACCUGCCCUGGGGAGCCCCGUCCUUGACGCCCUCAGAUCCGCCCUUCAACACCACCGACCCGACGGUGUCCCUCCUCCAUCACCAUAACCACGUCACAGGUUACAGUGAGGCGCUGAAGGUACCGCUGUGGACAAGUUUGACGGUGCAGGAGGCGCCGGUGGAGACGCCCGAGGCCCCCUGGUCCAGCGACCCCCGCCUGCCUCCUGACCACGCUGCCACCUGCGACGACUACCUCACCCUAGACAACCUCACCAUGACGCCCCUCUUCCCACCCAGUAUGGCAGGGCAUGCGGGGAGCUCCCCGACCAGCAACACCAGCUGGCAACACCUGCCGUACCUGGUAAGCAACGCCGUGGCCAUGAGCCCCCAGCUGGCGGAGAGGUGGUGGCAGCUGGUGGGGGAGAUGAUACCCAGGUGGUUCCACAGUCGAGGCCCCAUCAACGUGGUGCUGGGCCCGGUGUUCCAGGCUAAUGACCACGCCCUCAGCGACCCCCGCCACACCUUCAGGGGACCAGCAGUGCCGUCUUACAUGUUCGCAAUAGUGACCCGCUGCAGUGACCCUGUGACCCAGCUUGACCUCUGCCCCCUCCAGAGAUUGGACGCCCUCGCCUUCAUCUUCCCACAGUCUCAGCCAGUCCCCAACUGUCUGGGUGGUAGCCGUUACGCACUGUUGUACAGCGCCAAGGUGCGGGACGUGGAACUGGCCACCGGGUUGACCUUCUACCCUGACCUGACCUCCAGGGACCGCCUCAGGCUCGUCCUCAGGGUCCACUCUGACCUGUGGUAGUCACCACCUCCGCUGCCUCUCAGUGCUGUCCGGAGUCCAGGGGCCGGAUUCGGGCAAUAGUUGUAAACUAUACAUAAAUGGUUGUUAAUCUGUGUUAUUAAAUGUACAAAUAACAGGGACUUGUCGUUUGGGAGAUAUCGGUGCAUUAAUAUUUGUGUACAUAUGAUAGAUAUUUUUAGAUGUUUAAUGUAAAAUGUGAUUUAAUUACAUUAAGAAGCCAUAUUUUAUUCCCGAUUAAUAAAAAAUCUGAAAUAUAA